Messenger RNA from Ailuropoda melanoleuca (giant panda), 4254 nucleotides. It is a transcript of the gene SEPTIN9, whose product is annotated as septin 9. Lineage: Eukaryota; Metazoa; Chordata; Mammalia; Carnivora; Ursidae. The record is from RefSeq and is a predicted model, not a curated record. Gene Ontology annotation, molecular function: GTP binding. Bases 758 to 2458 code for a protein of 566 amino acids. The transcript has 11 exons.
UGGCCUGUGUCACUGCUGCAGCUGACGGACACCGGGCAGCUACCGGGGCAACUCCGUUGGGCUCAUCGGGGGGCAGGUGCUCUGGAGCCCUCCCUGGCCGCCUUCCUCCUUGGGGCCGAGUCGGGCUCGGGGUGUGUUGCGGGGCCCCCGCGGCUCAGGGAAGGCGAGGCGGGCACGAAGGAACUAGGCUUUUCGGAUGCUUCAGCCGGAAAACGUAGCAUCUCAGGACGGGGAAAAUGAAAGACUUUGGAAGUCGCCAGGAAUUUGACUGUGAGCUGGUUUCCAAGAGGCUAAGUUAAGCUUCUCCAAGUGGAUAUUAAAAAGGAGCAGCAGGCCUGGCGGAGGGGCUGGAGGGGGUGGAGAGAAGGCUGCCGGAAGCUGCUCGCUGCUCCGGGAGCCACCGCGUACAAAGCCCAGACGGAGGUCCGGCCGGGACCCUGGGGCUGCGGGAGGCUCGCGGCCCACGACCGCCUCCGCCCCGCCUCCUCUCCUUUAGGUCUCUGCCUCGGUCCCUUCUCCCUCCGGAGCCGAGAGACAAUGUUACUUCAGUUUGGGGCACAAACAUAUGAUCAGCACAUGGAAAUGUGGUAAUUUGGAUGCAUUCGUGAUUGCAACAGAUUGAAGAAAUUAGACCAGACAAAGAGUGUUUUUGGAGGAGGAGGCAGAAGGAGGGAGGGCGUCGGGGGUGAGAAGGGGAGGACGCCUCUGGAAAGGGGGACGCCGGGACUCCCGCCUGCUGCUAAAUAUAUCCGUAGUAAUGGAGAGAGACCGGAUCACAGCCUUGAAAAGAUCUUUUGAGGUCGAGGAGGCCGAGACGCCCAACUCUACCCCGCACCGGAGGGUCCAGACCCCCGUGCUCCGGGCCACUGUGGCCAGCUCCACCCAGAAGUUCCAGGACCUGGGUGUGAAGAACCCCGAGCCUGCAGCCCGCCAUGUAGACUCCCUCAGCCAGCGAUCCCCCAAGGCUGCGCUGCGGAGGGUCGAGCUCUCGGGGCCCAAGACCGAGCCCGUGUCCCGGCGCACGGAGAUCUCCAUCGACAUCUCGUCCAAGCAGGUGGAGAACGCGAGUGCCCCCGGGCCAUCUCGCUUUGGGCUCAAGCGAGCGGAGGCGCUGGGCCACAAGACGCCAGAGCCCGCCCCUCGGAGGACGGAGAUCACCAUAGUCAAGCCCCAGGAGUCAGCACACCGGAGGAUGGAGACCCCUGCCUCCAAGAUCCCCGAGGUGCCCGCAGCCCCCACUGCGGACGUAGCCCCCAAGAGGGUCGAGAUCCAGGUGCCCAAGCCAGCCGAGGUGCCCGCCUCCCCCAUCCCACCCCAGACCCUGGAGAAUUCAGAACAUGCCCUGAUGUCUCAGCUGCAGAGCAGGCUGGAGCCCAAGCCCCAGCCCCCCGUGGUCGAGGCCCCACCCAAGAGCCAAGAGGCCCCCGAGGCAGCUCCUGGCUGCACUGGCGACAUGGCCGACACCCCCAGAGACGCCGGGCUGAAGCAGGUGCCCGCGCCCCGGAAUGAGAAGGCCCCUGCGGACUUCGGCUAUGUGGGGAUCGACUCCAUCCUGGAGCAGAUGCGCAGGAAGGCCAUGAAGCAGGGCUUCGAGUUCAACAUCAUGGUGGUCGGGCAGAGCGGCUUGGGGAAGUCCACCUUGAUCAACACCCUCUUCAAAUCCAAAAUCAGCCGGAAGUCGGUGCAGCCCACCUCGGAGGAACGCAUCCCCAAGACCAUUGAGAUCAAGUCCAUCACGCAUGAUAUCGAGGAGAAGGGUGUCCGCAUGAAGCUGACGGUCAUCGACACGCCGGGCUUCGGGGACCACAUCAACAAUGAGAACUGCUGGCAGCCGAUCAUGAAGUUCAUCAACGACCAGUACGAGAAGUACCUGCAGGAGGAGGUCAACAUCAACCGGAAGAAGCGCAUCCCGGACACGCGCGUCCACUGCUGCCUGUACUUCAUCCCUGCCACCGGCCACUCCCUCAGGCCCCUGGACAUCGAGUUUAUGAAGCGCCUCAGCAAAGUAGUGAACAUUGUUCCCGUCAUCGCCAAGGCCGACACGCUGACCCUGGAGGAGAGGGUGUACUUCAAACAGCGGAUCACUGCAGACCUGCUGUCCAACGACAUCGACGUGUACCCCCAGAAGGAGUUUGACGAGGACUCGGAGGACCGGCUGGUGAACGAGAAGUUCCGAGAGAUGAUCCCGUUUGCUGUGGUGGGCAGUGACCAUGAGUACCAAGUGAAUGGGAAGAGGAUCCUUGGAAGGAAAACCAAAUGGGGCACCAUCGAAGUUGAGAACACCACCCACUGUGAGUUUGCCUACCUUCGUGACCUCCUUAUCAGGACGCACAUGCAGAACAUCAAGGACAUCACCAGCAGCAUCCACUUCGAAGCUUACCGCGUGAAGCGGCUGCACGAGGGCAGUGCUGCGUCCAACGGCGUCGAGGAGAAGGGGCCCGAGGCUCAGGAGAUGUAGACCCGCCCUGCCCACGGGACCCCGCCCCUAGUCCUUCCCAGCACCACCCCCAGGCCAGCCCACAUGCCCCAUUUUAUUUUAUUUUAUAUAAUUUUCUCCACUUGUCAUCGUUCCGCCCCUUUACACGCCUCCAAGUAACAAGGUCACAUGCGCCCUCCUGAGUCUGUGCGCUCUCAGCCGCUGACUGCGGGGCCCGGGCCGGGCGGGGUCUCGGACAGGAGGCCGUCCCUCUGACCGUCCCCGAGGUCUGGGAGAGGCUGGGCCGCGGCUGGGAGGGGCCGGAGAGGACCCGCAGGUUCCCCGCCAGCCCCGGGUGCCAGGUGCAGCUCCCGGUCGCCCUCAGCCCCAGCCUCUGAGCGAGGCAGGCUGGUUCGGGGAGCCGGCGUGGUGGACCUGGAGCCCUUUCCUGCCCCCUCCUUCCUGCACGGCCCAGGCCAUAACUCAGACCCCUAACUCAGAGAGCCCCCGCCCUUGCCCCGAUCAAGGGAAUACUUAAUUCCAUGAGAUGCGAGUUGCCAAUUGCUUAGACACAGGGAGGCCCAUUGCCUGCUGCCCGCCCGCCCGCGAGCCCGUCCCGGAGCAGAAAGUGCCUUUAUCUCAGCCGUCCACGAGCCAGCCUUCUCUCCCCUGCUGUCCCUGCCACCAGAACUGGGGACAAGUCGGAGAGAGGGAGGUGUGUCUUCAUUUCUCCAUCGCCCCCCACCCCCAGAUUUGAUUGAGCAUGCAAAGGGAGGAAAAAGAUGCACCCCACUCCAGCCCACCCCCGUGAUUUUGGGGAAGGUCCAAGCAGGUGAAUCUGGUGGAGGAACUGAGGGAGGGAGAGGGGGCCAUGCGGGAAGGAGAGGGCUGUGUGGGCCGGGGCUUGGCCUGUUCAGCCCACGUGACUCCAGCGCCUGCCCUGCCCCUUGUGAUUGGGAGAGUGUGUGUUUCUGUCCGUCUGUCUGUCCAGAAAUGUCUGUUUAGACAUCUCUUUGGCCUAAGAGGCUCUGGUUAAAUUACGCCCAGGUGGUACACAUUCAGCCGUCCUGGCCCAGGCCUUGCUGACACCUUGACCCCAGGAGCUUUCCGUUGCCCUAAAGAUGCCUGGGCUCCUGCACCCGAGAGCCCAUCGUAAAGACCCCCCAAAGAGGGAGAGGUCAGGAGGCAGGUGUGCGUGGCCCCUCACGGGGCUGCAGCCCAGCAUUUGACAAGCAUGGCUCAGCCAGUCCCUCCUGCUCCCUCACCCUCUGUCUCCACGGGGAGACCAGCAGGGAGCGUCCGAGCCGCACAGGGCAGACGGCAGCCUGCCUUCUGGAGAGCGAGGGGCCUGGCGCAGGUCAUGAGAUGAGACGCAGGGGAGGUACACGUGUGUCUGCACACCCCAGGCUGGCUUCUUGCAGCCCGUGAGAAAAGCAGCGGGAGGAAGGGGGUGCGGACAGGCCUGUGCCGGGGGUGUGUGUGUGUGUGUGUGUGUGUGUGUGUGUACGUGUCCUUGCAUUGUGUGUUCACUCCCCACCUAAGACAGGAAGGACCCCUUAGCAAACCCGUUUACUUGCCGACUUGCCCCAUUUUUGCCAAAACCAAGAUUGCGAGGAAACGCCUAGCCCCAGCGGCGGGGUGAGGGCGUGGGGCAGCCCCCCGGGCGGGACGGACUCGCUUUCCUUCUCUGUAGCCAGACCCUGACAGGUCGUGAGUUCCACUGGCAUCAGUUCCACAGUGGCCUUCUGCUAUGUGCCUCCUGAGAAAUUCGUCUUUUUGUAUAAAUAACAAAGUGUUGAAAAUGUAUUUCCUGAAAUAAAUGUCCAAACGCAAACCUG